Messenger RNA from Cucumis sativus (cucumber), 1373 nucleotides. Its product is annotated as membrane-associated progesterone-binding protein 4. Gene Ontology annotation, cellular component: endomembrane system; membrane. The transcript has 9 exons. The record is from RefSeq and is a predicted model, not a curated record. NCBI's taxonomy places the organism in Eukaryota, Viridiplantae, Streptophyta, Magnoliopsida, Cucurbitales, Cucurbitaceae. The coding region runs from base 300 to 932 and encodes 210 amino acids.
AAUAAACGAAAAAUAAAGCCGCGCGAAGAAGACACUCCCGAGCUCUGACAAUCGGUUCAUAGCAAUGGCCGGUGAUCUCUCUCAGCAAAAAGCCAGUGAAGAUGCGCAUGCGCAUGAGAAAUCGAGCUCGGUGAAGGGCAAGGAAAUGAGGGGAAAGAUCAUGGGAUGGGUUUUAGCUUCUAUAGUUGCUAUCUUUGCGCUCUUCAUCGGGUUUUCCUUCAAAUCCCGAUACCAGAUCUCCUCCAUCUCUCCCUCCUCUCAACAGAAACUCUUCAAAGUUGAUGAGCUAGCUUUGUAUAAUGGAACAGACAAGGGAUUGCCUAUCCUUCUUGGAAUUCUUGGAUCUGUAUUUGAUGUCACAAAAGGAAAAUCUCACUAUGGUGUGGGAGGAGGCUAUAAUCAUUUUGCUGGAAGAGACGCUUCUCGUGCAUUUGUAUCAGGAAACUUCGCAGGGGAAGGACUCACUGAUUCUUUGCGGGGUUUGUCAAAUGCUGAGCUUUGUAGAACUUCUGCCCCAUCCAAACCCAUUAUUCCACUCUUUGAUCAAGAGUGUUGUUGAAUGGCGGAGUUUUUACCAAAAAACUUACACACUUGUAGGUAAGUUGGUGGGUCUUUACUAUGAUGAUCAAGGAAACCCCACUAAGCAUUUAAAGGGAGCUGAGGCAAAGGCUGCCAGAGGUGCACAGCUUUUGAAGAAACAAAAAAAAGAGGAAGAUAAACUGCCGAGUUGUAAUUCGAGAUGGAGUCAGGGAGAAGGUGGUGAGGUUUGGUGUGAUAAUGGCUUCCCAAGGUUGGUACAGAGGCCUUUAGAAAUUGCAUUGACCGGGAAAAUGAGCAAACGGUGUGCUUGCUUUAGGGAAGAUCAACUGGGUGAACCAGGAUUAGAAGUUUAUGAUGGUUGUGACUACCAAGCCAAGACUUGUCGUGUUUAAAGAGCCAUUAAAACGACCUUUAGCUUGUCAGUUGUCAGUCAACAUAUAACCUCUCACAUGCAUUGGAAGGAAGUUUAUUUUUAGUUAUCAUCCUGAUACUAAAGAGGCAAUGAAACCUGAUGAAGAUUGACUGAAACGGCCAAUAGAUUUGGCAAUACGACAUGCCAAAUCUUUUGUUUUUUUUUCUUCUCCUGUUGGAAAGAUGUGGGGGCCAGGCAUUGACCGUGUACACUGUACAAGUAUGUGAUAUAUUUUUGUAGCACAACGCUGUUCAUUGAUCAUCUUCAUUUUCAGUCCCCUGUCUGGCUGCCUGCUGUCUAUAUCUUCGUUUGCUUUUUCAGAGCCAAUGAUAUGAACUUGAAAUAUACUGAUGUAUUUGGAUGUUAGUUUUAUUUAUUGCCCUCUUUUAUAUUCACAGCUUGCAAGACAUGAUUAAACACA